AUGAAAUUUAAUUUUGCUGCAAUAAUCAAUACCUUAUUCUUCCUAUUCUCCUUAAUUGAAGCCACCAACAAUGGGGAGACAGUCAGACUUAUUACUUCCGAUGGUAUUGUCUACAGCUAUGCUGUCUACACAAAAACUAUUGCGCCGGCAAGAGUUGUGGUUAAGACCAUUUCUUAUACUACUACCAGAGUAUAUCCAAUAACUUUGGCUAAUUCUAUCGUUUCUUCAACUACCGAAAAGAUAACAGAGGUUUCAACGGUGUCAGCUUCAGAACAAGUUAGUGCUACUCAAACAAACACAUUGGUCGCUACCUCUAGCGAUCCCACUAUUACUCCAUCUGUUUCAUCUAGUUCGAUUGUUUUCUCUGCCUCCACAUCUGAUGUUGAACCAUCCCAAAUAGCUGAAUCAUUAAGUGUAUCUUCUAUCACUGUUCAACAAUCUGCGUCUUCUACUUUUAGUUUGAGUUCCAGUUCUGCUUUCGUUUCUUCUACCACGUCUUUCCCUUCUCAAGUUUCUUCGGAUUCAUCAUCGGAGGGAUCAUCAUUAUCAUCAACAUCAUCGUCGUCGUCAGCAUCUUCAUCUUCAUCGCGAUCACCAUCGUCAUCGUCCAUUUCUUCUUUUGCUACAAUUAUUACAUUGGCGCCAUCAAGCUCAAAGCAGGGAAACUCUCUAUCUACUUCAGUCCUAUCGCCUUCUACUUCCAAAGCUGAAUUAUCUCAAGCAAGAUCUACUUCAACAAAAACAACAUCUACGUUAGUACCCUCGUCCGUUAUGGAUACAACGUCUAAAAUAACGACAUCUAUAGCAUCUGAAUUGUCUUCUGCACAAUCGAUAUCCGUCUCCAGCUCGGACGGUACGUGUUACGUAUUUUAUGAUGACGAUGAGUACUAUAGUACUGUCUACUUAACUAGCCCACAUCAGUCCGUUGAUGCCGCCACCACAAUAACGAGUACAAAUACAGUUUAUGCUACCGUAACCAUUUAG
Molecule: messenger RNA, 984 nt
Organism: Saccharomyces mikatae IFO 1815
Lineage: Eukaryota; Fungi; Ascomycota; Saccharomycetes; Saccharomycetales; Saccharomycetaceae
Gene: DSE2
Product: Dse2p
Exons: 1
Coding region: 1-984 (327 amino acids)
Source: RefSeq, a predicted model, not a curated record